This is a messenger RNA of Acanthaster planci (crown-of-thorns starfish), 6367 nucleotides long. Its product is annotated as sushi domain-containing protein 2-like. NCBI's taxonomy places the organism in Eukaryota, Metazoa, Echinodermata, Asteroidea, Valvatida, Acanthasteridae. The record is from RefSeq and is a predicted model, not a curated record. Gene Ontology annotation, biological process: cell-matrix adhesion.
AAAUCGGGAUCAAUCACCAUCGAGCGCGCGCACACUGCAAUCGCUCGUCAAAUUUGCGCGAAUUCAGAAUUAUUGCUGCGAAUCACAUCCUUCGUUCUUCAUAUAUUUGAACUAGGUUUAACCGAAGAAGGAAUAUUUUGGCAUUUGAUUACGAGUGGUUCCGUCGAUGUGAGGAUUUUGCUACCACUUAAUAAGACUACAUCAACAGGUUGCGAGAAUGAGGACGGUGGGGAGCAAAUCCGCCAUACCCGGAUUAUGCCUGAUGGUUUGGCUGCUGAUGGCAAGAGUAGGGGACGCAACAUCACAGGAGCAAGAUCUUUUCUUCCCGUACGGCCCUGACGAGGGAGACGUCGAGCUACCAAUCGAAGACGACACAGGCAUAGAAUUACAAAUCUCAAUAAGUUACUUUCCUUUCUUCGAUCAGAAUCACAGAUCGCUAUACGUAAACACAAAUGGCGUCGUUUCGUUCCUCGAAAAUGUUGUGCAAUACACGCCGGACAGUUUCCCCCUGGGCAACAACCGGCGAAUUAUCGCCCCGUACUGGGCCGACGUAGACGUAACGAACGGGGGCCACGUCUGGUACCGCCAGACCGAGGAUCCGACUCUCCUGAGGCGGGCUACGGACGAAGUGGCCCGCGUCUUCGCCGUGGAUUUCAGGUUCAAUCCGUUCAAGGCCGAGUGGCUGCUGAUCGUCACUUGGGACAGGGUGGCCUUCUAUAAUUCCCGUGCAGGCAUUCACGGAAAUAGAGAGAACACCUUUCAGGCCAUCUUGAUCACAGACAGCGUGUACUCCUUUACCAUCUUCAAUUAUGGGGAGCUGCAGUGGACCACAGGCUCAGCAAGUUUCGGGGACAAGCAGACGGGGCUGGCAGGUGACAACGAGCGGGCCGUCCCAGCUCAGGUUGGUUUCAAUGCGGGCGAUGGCCUGAAUUUCUACUCAGUCCCCAACUCGCAGACGGACGAGAUCCUCAAAAUCAACACCACCACCAACAUCCGGAAGCCGGGCAGGUGGAUGUUCAGAAUUGACGGCAAGGAGAUCGAAGCUGCGGGCUGUGAAAACGACCUGGACGGUAACUUGCGAAUAUCACCGGCCCAGGUCAUCAUGCUUGGGGGUGACGUCCUAUCCAUAUCUGGGCCCUGCUUCGAUGUGAGCAACGACGUCUUCUGCCGAAUCCAAGGCUAUGAGAUCCAAGCCAGCUACGACUUCACCAAGGACCCGUUCACUGUCAGGUGUGCCACCCCCUUGUUCAUGGCUCUUGGAGAGUCACCCGUGUAUUUGUCAAAGGACGGGGGCCAGACUUACAACUACACUGGAUACAUUACUGUCGUUGGGAUGGACAGAAUACCCCCACGUGUUGUUCCAACCCAAGACAACGAUGUGCUCCGAGUCAACUGGGAAACAGACGGCUACCCUUUCACCAACUCUUUGAAUGAGGACGACGUGCGCGUCGACGUGUUUCUCUACUCCUACACGGAGGAUCCCACGACCAGUGAGGUCCGGCUAAAACCGGUUCUGAAAAUCGCCGACAACCGCAAACUGUCCAACGGGUUCGAUUCACUAAUCAAACCGCAGCUGGGGGAGCCGGUUGAUGUGGGGAUUUACCGAGUGGUCGAGCACGGCGCAGUCGACAUCUCCCAGCCAGGAAUCAGUGUGGUCAUGGGCCUUCCCAGCAAAGAUCCAUCCCAGGCCCCGAUUCCGUCCAUGUGGAGCAUGCCUUUCAAUGCCAAUCCAGAGAACCAGGCCGACUCGGACAGUUGGUGCCGCGCCUGGGCCGGCACGGAGACACCGCUCGACCUCACAGGGGACAACCUGCCGCCUUGUCCCUGUACUCUCCGGCAGGCCAGGGCCGACGUGGGCACCUUCGAGCCAUACCCAUGGUGCAAUCAGGGCGGUACUGGAAAUGAUAAUUGUCCGUAUAGGACUACCGUGGUUCACUGCGUCCGGGCGAGAAGGGGCAGCGCUCUAGGAAGAGGGCAGCUCUGUUGCUAUGACGACACGGACAACAUCGUCUUACUGGAGGACAAUUACGAAGGAGGUUCCUCCCAGAGCCACUUCAACGGAGGGCACACUCCCAUCGGCUAUCCGGGCAAUAUCCCCUAUCUGUCUAAUUUCCUCGGAGACAGAGUGCCAUGGGAGCAGUGCUGUCCGCGUACCGGCUACAACCCAUCACUGUGUAAUAUAUACACCAGUAGGAGGCCCUCUGACGACUGCAAAAACUACUUGCCUCCAAAACCUGCUGCGGUAUUUGGCGAGCCACAUUUCAUCACGUUCGACGGUUCAAGUUACAUCUUCAACGGUUAUGGCGAAUUCACGUUAGUCUCCGCUCCAGAAGUCUCUCUUACCAUGCAAGGACGUAUGGCAAAGAUUUUGGAUACCGUUCAAGCAACUGGCCUGACCGUAGUCGCUAUGAAAGUGGGUGAUUCGGAUACUAUCCAGGUUGAGAUAAACGACAGGCGGAAGUUGGACGUAUGGGUUCGUCGGGAGGCACGGGCAGCGUGGCAACGGCUUGGGUUCGAGCAGAGCAGCUGGUGGACCGCAAAACCUAGAGGUGCAACCGUUGAGCUGAUCGGUGCCGAGGAGAGCCAGGACGUGCGGGUGAUCUUCGACCAAGGCACAGCCUUCGAAGCCAAGGCACCCGCCGGAGCCUCCGCCAUGGCUAUCAAAAUCCUCGCGGCACCUUCGCUGAAAGACGGCACGACGGGCCUCUUGGGCAAGUGGAACGAUGACCCUAGCGAUGACCUGAAAGCGCCAAAUGGGGCCAUAUUCUCUGCAGAUUCACUGACGAAUCUUCAUGAAUUCUUUGGCGUAAAAUGGUUCAUAUCCCAGAACGACAGUCUGUUCCGCUACGACAUCAGUGUCAACGUCAGCAACAUCAACCAACCCGACUUCCAGGCCGUGUACACCCUUGACUCAACCCUCACAGAAGAACAGCUGAACACCGUGUGCAGAGACAGCGAAGUGUGUCGCUAUGACUACCAGAAGACAUCAUCCUCUGAGAUGGGGACGGGAGCCAAAGAUGCCGAGGAGGGAUACGAGGGGACGAGAGGUGACACUACACCGGUGGUCAGCUGCGGUUUCCUGGAAGCACCGCAGGGCGGCAGAAAAAGCGGUACAGUGUACCUAGAAGGCUUCACCGUGAAAUUCAGCUGCAUCGAGGGCUAUGAAAUGAUGGGGUCGGCCUCAAGGCAGUGUGUCCAGGGGGUGUGGCAGGGAAAUGUCACUGUCUGUACUCCUCCUGCAGCGUCCAUGCGGGAUCUCAUAAUCAUCAUCAUCGUCGCGGCUGUGCUGGGAGGAAUACUCCUCCUUGCGAUCUGCUUCCUUUGUAUCAUCUGCUGCUUCAGAAGGAAGAGAAAGAUGGCCAGGAAAGAGGACCAUGAACUUGGAACAAUAUCGACCGUUGAAGGUUUCCAAAACGGUGCCCUAGUGACCACGCCCUUGGCUGAUGACCGCACCCCUUCAUCUAACUCCUCCAUCAUCGAAGAUCCCAAUUAUGAACAUUCCCUCCCAAGACGCAACCAUCAUGACACAGCUUUCCCGUUCCCCGACGUGAAUCCCGGCUACAUGGACAUGGCUCCAAGCCGGCCUCCCCGCGACCGGCAGAUGGCCACGCCUGUGGACGGUCCUGGCUAUCGCGGCUCGACUAUCGCAAGCGGAGGUCCUGGGUACAGGUCGGCAGAGGAGGCUGUCGCCGGGCCUAGUCACGCCGGGAGUUCCCAGGCAUCAGCAAGGCACAUUCCUGGCGGCCCAUCCCUUUCGAAAAAGCCCAAAACCAGGGCACAGGAGAAUCCUUACGAAGAUCCUCUCCAAGCGAGAGGGAAAAAGGGAAAAGCUAAGGACAUGAACGGGUCAAUCAUCAAAGAUCCAAACACUCUGCAGUACAAUUCUGAUGAAAGCGAAGACGACAUAGCGAUAAUCAAAAGACGAAUACGUGAGGAGGUGGAGCAGGAGGAACAGGAAGAUGGAUAUUAGUAGACAAAAAUUCCGAUGUAUCAUGUGACAUACUUGGCUUUCAUUGGAUUUUGGGAGACAAGAGAACCAGGUUCCUAUACCCUUCCUUUCUGAGGCCUAGGUACUCGUCAACAAGUGGGCCUAUCCCUAACCAGUAGAUGGGAGGAGUGCGCCAAAACACGACCUCGUUCCCAUGGGUAUGAUCUUACUGCGCGGGUGAGUGACGGAACGCACACGCAACCCGUGGGAACGAUGCCUAAAGGUUUUGGGCCGGGCACGGGAUCUAGCCCUAGCCAAAUGGAGAUCAAUGAUUCGAGCCUUGGCCUACUCCGCACCAUACGCGUACAAACAAGUGACCACACAGGCUGUUCCUGCAUCGUGGGACGUCGUAGCAAUGAAACUAUACAGCGCCAUCUCUCAUUCAUGGAUAGAGCUUUCAAGGAAGGAUAGAUUCAUCUGCCUUUUUGUACUCGUGCGCCGAAUACCCGUGUGCUAGUUCAGUUCUUUAAAAUGGAAAUGGCACGACAUAAACCAAAUAGCACAAUUACACAGUUCACCAGUUUGUGUGCUGCAAAAUUGAAUGUUAUCAACACUAAUAUAUAUAUAUAUAUAUAUAUAUACUAAUCAGACUUUUUUCUCUUACCUUUAUUGGCUCUUGGUGCCGGGCUGACUUGUCCGGGGGUAUCCUGUUUUCUCUAAUCCUCAAUUUAUUACGGAGGUGUAGACUCAGAUUUAGACGGCCAAUAAAACUUCAUACACUAGCUUCCCAGUCUGAAAUUGAAAAUAGAGGGAAUUUCGCUUUGUCAACUAAAAAGAGCCGGGAAGGACACAAUAUAUUUUUAUAUGUAUAAGUUAAUUGAAUGGUUUUUUGUGACUUAUAGAAAACCUAAGAACAGUCUUUGAUACUUGAGAUAUUAGCCGUUUUACAUUGGUAGAUCUCCAAGUACUUAAUUGUUACACGACCAGCCUAUUGCUUAAGAUAUACAUGUACAUGUAGUAUGAAAAGACAAACAUCGCCUCAAUGGGAUCAUCUGUACGCCGUAACAAAGAGUACGGUGAAAGAUGGUUUUUCCGAACAAAAUUAUAAGAUGGGCCAGUCAAGCGUCGAACGAAGGUGGCUUAAAAAUGAGGCCGUUAUAAUUUGAUAGAGAAUAGUAAGACUAAGUUUACUUUCAAGGAGGGGACAACACUCGUUCCCCUUAACCCCUCCUGGCUUUUUCGCGAUAUGUGUUACGGGAUUUCUUUGAAGUAUAAUCUUGAUUUGAGGGGUUUGAGCUAUUUAUCUUUCUUGAAUUGUGUAGAUUAUCUGAACAUGUACUUAAUAACGCUUAAUUCAAUAAUAUUCUCUUUCCAAAAAUAUCUAUGCAAUUUUAUGCAAUGAGCACUAAUAUUUUUAACCCUAACAGUCCUCAGUCCUCCAACAGGUGAAGGAUUGAGGAAUGUUAGGGUUAAAUGAUGUGGUGGACAUACAUGUAUAUUUUAGACGUUGAAGGGUAGUGAGUCUGAAAAUUUGUAAAUCUUGCUCUGCACCUUUGCGCCCAGAAGUAAACCUAAUUACAUCUAGGGUUUUAUCUCCUAUAUUUAUUAACUAUUGUAAACUUGACGAUCGAAGAUUUAAGGGAUUUCUUUCACAUCAAUUAACUCUCAGAAUAAGUCGAAUCACUCCACGUAAGGUAAAAUUCAUUACAUGUAUUCCAAAAACAAUAGCAAAAGGUUUGUUUAUAGGCAAAUCAUCGCCAAUUCCUGCUGGUCCGGGAACGUGCAAACAGCAAACAGCUCAUUUUGGGAGGAAAAUCAUUCUGACAAAAAGAAUACAGUACUGAAUAUGACACUGCAACAAAGCAGUGUUAGUGUAUCUAGCUUAUAAGAAUGUAGAGGACAUAAUACAGUGGUCUGGAACUAAGUUAGACUAAGGAAAUACAGGGUCAUUUUCCACAUCUCGGCUUCUUUUCUGGGAUCUGUUUUAUGUUUCACGCUGGAAAUUAUUUUCAGAUUCUUUUACGGUUAGAGAGCAAAAUGCAAAAUAUUCUACAACAUACAGGUCCCAAGUGUACAGCAGAAAAUGAAGCUGGAAUGGACUGGAGCAGACGAUCUCAACCCCGAAUAUCAAACUGACAAAAGUCAAGCUCGAAAUUGAAUCCCCUAGCGAAUUCCUGGUUUUGAAAAGAUGGAUACGAUAGACGAGGUCAAAUAGACAGAAGGUAGAUAAAAUUUUUAAAAGCUUUUCGUAAAAUAAUCUUUAUUUUUUUUCCGGCUGGCCCAGAAACGGCAGUGCAGUUUUAUGGCUUCUCUGAGAAGGUACAGUUUUCCCUGUGAGUUGAGUAGGGUAUAUAUCAUAACAGAUGUAUGUACAUUUGAAGUACAUUAAUCGACAUAAAACGCAGAGAUAGUAAAAUAAAAAAUUCAAUGGACAGUAUA